AUGUCCACAUGCCCUGAGCUCGAGCCUUCAGCUUUCUCCCAGAGUCUCCGCCACGGGGCUGGCGGUGGCGGUUGCUGUGGGGCGCGGGCAGCGAGCGCCGCUGGAGUCGCGGCUGCAGACGAUGAAGUGCAAACGCUGUCGGGCAGCGUGAGGGGGGCCCCGUCCGGACCCCCCAGCACCCCCAGCACCCCUAGCACCCCAAGCAGUGCAGCCGCUGGCAAGGGCCCCGGCGUUCAGCAGCCCAAACCAGCCAGCUUGGGCCGCGGGCGGGGAGCAGCCGCCGCCAUCCUCAGCUUGGGCAACGUGCUCAACUACCUGGACAGGUACACCGUAGCAGGCGUCCUUCUGGACAUCCAGCAGCACUUUGGGGUCAAGGACCGUGGCGCCGGCUUGCUGCAGUCAGGUGGCAUUCCAGAAUGCACAGUGCCAGCCCUCCACGACCGGUGGCCACAGCCACUCAGCCAGACUCAGCACCGUCCUCAUUUCCCAGAAGGGGUCUUCAGGACUCACAGAGUGUUCAUCUGCAGCUUCAUGGUGGCUGCCCCCAUCUUUGGCUACCUGGGCGACCGCUUCAACAGGAAGGUCAUCCUCAGCUGCGGGAUUUUCUUCUGGUCGGCGGUCACGUUCUCCAGCUCCUUCAUCCCUCAGCAGCACUUCUGGCUGCUGGUCCUGUCUCGCGGGCUGGUGGGCAUCGGCGAGGCCAGCUACUCCACCAUCGCACCCACCAUCAUCGGCGACCUCUUCACCAAGAACACCCGCACACUAAUGCUGUCUGUCUUCUACUUCGCCAUCCCACUGGGCAGCGGCCUGGGCUACAUCACCGGCUCCAGUGUGAAGCAGGCGGCUGGAGACUGGCACUGGGCCUUGCGGGUGUCCCCCAUCCUGGGCAUGAUCACAGGAACACUCAUCCUCUUUCUGGUCCCGGCCACUAAGAGAGGCCAUGCUGACCAGCUCGGUGGGCAGCUCAAGGCACGGACAUCGUGGCUCCGAGACAUGAAGGCUCUGAUCCGAAACCGCAGCUACGUCUUCUCCUCCCUGGCCACGUCGGCUGUGUCCUUCGCCACAGGGGCCCUGGGCAUGUGGAUCCCGCUCUACCUGCACCGCGCCCAAGUCGUGCAGAAGACGGCAGAGACGUGCAGCAACCCGCCCUGUGGGGCCAGGGACAGCCUCAUCUUUGGCGCCAUCACCUGCUUUACGGGUUUUCUCGGUGUGGUCACUGGGGCAGGAGCCACGCGCUGGUGCCGCCUGAGGACCCAGCGGGCCGACCCACUGGUGUGUGCGGUGGGCAUGCUGGGCUCUGCCAUCUUCAUCUGCCUCAUCUUCGUGGCUGCCAAGAGCAGCAUCGUGGGGGCCUAUAUCUGCAUCUUUGUUGGGGAGACGCUGCUGUUUUCUAACUGGGCCAUCACUGCGGACAUCCUCAUGUGUGUGGUCAUCCCCACAAGACGGGCCACUGCUGUGGCCCUGCAGAGCUUCACCUCCCACCUGCUGGGGGACGCCGGAAGCCCCUACCUCAUCGGCUUUAUCUCCGACCUGAUCCGCCAGAGCACCAAGGACUCCCCGCUCUGGGAGUUCCUGAGCCUGGGCUACGCCCUCAUGCUCUGCCCCUUCGUCGUGGUCCUGGGUGGCAUGUUCUUCCUCGCCACCGCACUCUUCUUCCUCAGCGACCGCGCCCAGGCUGAGCAGCAGGCUCUCCCACCUCCCUCUGGGGCUGACGAGGUCCCUGCCCAGCACGUCCGGUCCACCGGCCCCCGUGAUGCGAUGUGCCAGAGCAGUGCCCAGGCCCGGCCCCCGCUGAUCCGCCACCUUGACCCCCGCCCGUCUCUCCCCCAGGGUGAACCAGCUGGUGAUGCCGCCAGCAUCUGUGAAAGUCUGAGGCGGUGCCGCUGGGACAACGAAGAACCCUUGCUCCUACCUAGUCUGGGAGGUGUCCCACGGCAUCCCGGCCCUGCUGGGCUGUCCCGAAGCUUUCCGUGUGACCCACAGCUGGGCACCCACCGGCUCUGGUCUGGGACUGCUGAGUGGCCGUGGCUCCCAGAGGCCAUGUCCUCGACUGACCUGGAAGGCUAUGUCUGUUGGAGCCACGCUGUCAGACUCCCAGGCCUGGGUCUGGGCUGCAGGAGUCCUGGGGCCCAGGAAGAAGACAGACCCCGGUGGGUGCGUGGGGAGAGGCUGGCCUGUCCUCGGCCUAUGUGAUCCUGGGGACGUCUCUGCCCUCGCCAGACCGUGGGGCCAGGGGGCUGGAUUUUCCUACCCAGCUUGCUGGGCAAGGCACUAUCUGCAGCUUGGAAGAUCCAACAGCCCAUGGACUGCACAGAGAAAGGGUGGCCCAGGCCGCAGGGCGGCGCUUCAGGCUCUGAGGCGCCCUUAAGGGCCUGGCCCGUGAGGACUACAGCUUUUCAGCUAAGCCUCUGACCUCGGGGAUGUUGGACUGGGCACUUCCAGCCAGGCUGGUCACUCUGGAGGACAGCUGUCUUCCCUACCUUGAGCUGGCUGUCAGCUCAGCCUGGAGGUCUCCCAGGUGGGGACCAUCCCCAGACUUGGAGUGGGCAUCACCAGGGGUGAAGGCCUUGGUGACAAAGACAGACCACCUGUGCCCCAGGCUUGAGACCUUGGGGGUUCCCCACCCCUAACAGGGCUCCUUGGAUCCACUGUAGCACCCCACUGUCCAUCUCCUCCAUGACCCCCCCCCCCACAGAAGCCAGGAACUGACUCCUGCCCCCAGGCUGGGCCCCUUUCCAGGGGCAGGGCACAGGGGACUGUUCCCAGAAUCCAUGGGGCAGCAGCCAGGGCUCUGGCUGCCAGAGGAAGCAGCCAUCCACUAAGCUUCCUGUCCCAGGGAUUAGCCUGGUAGAGGUUGAGGCCCAUGGGGAGAGGCCAACGCCCUGAGCCACCUCCAUGCAAACACCGGCUGCUGCUUCCCCCACAGCCCAGGACUCACCCAGCCUCUGACCAUGCCUCCCUAGUCGCCACGCACCAGGGUGCAGCUGCCAACUUCACACCAGGCUGCCGGCCCCUGGGGUGGAACUUAACCAUCCUCUCUGCUCCACACACUCCCUCCCUGUACCUUCACUGGAAUCAAGGUGGUUCUGGUCUGGGGACGCCCCUGUGGCCAGCAGGAGUCUCUCAGAGCCAGCUUCAAGCUCUCUGCCUGUAGUUGCUGGCAUGGCUUCAGUGGUGGGUAAACUGGUGGAAUACCCACUCCCCAUCAAGCUCUGGGGCACCCUGCGGGGCCUGACUAGGGAGGGGUGGGAUCCCCCAAAGACCAGCCUGGCCUCCACUCCCACCCCGGCCUCAACUGGGGCCCCAGCAAUGUUUUCUUGUUGUACAAGAACCAGGUCUGUGUGUUGCUUCCUCUUCCUUCCGGAAGCCAAACUGCUCCUUUAUUUUUUAGAGCUGCUGAUUGUGAAUCUCAGAGUCUUAAGAGAGAAGCCAAAUAUAUUCCUCUUGUAAAUGAAGAAAUAAAGCUAUUUAAAUCA
Molecule: messenger RNA, 3476 nt
Organism: Vicugna pacos (alpaca)
Lineage: Eukaryota; Metazoa; Chordata; Mammalia; Artiodactyla; Camelidae
Source: RefSeq, a predicted model, not a curated record